Messenger RNA from Symbiodinium pilosum, 894 nucleotides. NCBI's taxonomy places the organism in Eukaryota, Dinophyceae, Suessiales, Symbiodiniaceae. The record is from the annotation of a GenBank genome assembly.
AUGCGCAUCUACAUCAAGACACUUUCUGGCAAAACACUGAAGCUGAAAGUAGAGCCUACCACCAGGGUCGGCCCGCCUCCUCGACAUCAGUUCAAGCCAGAAAGCUUCGUGACGAGCGGAAAGGCUGGCAUUGCAGAAACCCAGAUCCUAGGACCCGCGGUGUCGGUUGUGGCGAAGGCUGCUGCAGCUGAGCUCGCCCGGUUUUGGGAAAGCUCAGACGGCCAUGCGCUUCGGCAGUACUUGGAGCAGGAAGCUGACAACGCAGACGGUGACGAUCCACCGUGGGCACUUAGUCUAUGUGAGACUGCAUCUCUUGAUGAGCUUCUCGUCGAGUUCAGCCGCUUCUUCCUUUUGAAAGCGAUCCACAGUGACACGGCUCCUCCCAGGCUGGCGUCAGAGGCAGAGUUGGCGUCAGAGGCAGAGCCACCCAGCAAACGUCCCUGCAUCACUCCCAGUGCCCAGCUCUCGCCUUCCGCCGAGGUGGAUGCAGUCUGGCACGGGCUGAUGCUCUUUCCGCGGGCCUAUCAGACUCUUUGCCACCGCCUAACGGGCGAAAUCAUUGACCACGACCCACGAAGCAAGGACCAACUUCAGGGCGGCCGAUACCAUUGCACCUUCAAAAAGUAUCUAAAAACCUUUGGGCGAGCACCGCCUGCGUCCCUCUGGCCACGCCCAGCAUCAUGGACCCGUGACCCGGACCUCUGCAUCAUCAACGAUACCAUUUGCAAUGAAGAUACCGUCAUGCACAUGGUUGAGAAGAUGGAGGGAAUACCUGUUACUGAACAAAGACUCAUCUUUGCAGGACGUCAGCUUGAAGGGGACAAAUGCCUGUGUGACUGCAAUGUGGUUCCUGGAAGCACUGUGCACUUAUUUCUUCGAUUGCGGGGAUGCUAG